Molecule: messenger RNA, 3774 nt
Organism: Symbiodinium natans
Lineage: Eukaryota; Dinophyceae; Suessiales; Symbiodiniaceae
Source: the annotation of a GenBank genome assembly
AUGUGCGCGGAGAGUAGCAGUGAGGGCCAGCCGCACAUGCUGAUAGUCGGUGCAGGUUGCACUGGUGCUUUGAUUGCUGCCAUGAUCCCAAGAGAAGCCACACGGCGUGGCAAGCCCCGGCCACGUAUUUCCGUCUGGGAGUGGGGUCGGGGGCCUGCAGGUCGCAUGACGAGCUUUUGGGCAGAUGUGGAAGGCGAACGGGUGGUGGCAGAUGUCGGGGCGCAAGUCAUCUCCCUGCAAGACCCACGGCGCCUGCCGGAAUGGAUGGAGCCGCACGUGAUGGCCGCCGAUGGUCUUGGCCUCUCCAACACGGAGGAGCGUGAGCCCACGUGGCAUCACUUCUGCACGCCCAAUGGCCUUCCAGCUCUGCAGCGUGCCUCCCUUCAAGAAGCGCAGCCUGACGAGCUGCACUUUCAUCGUCGCGUGGUUGAGCUGACAUGCGCGGGAGGUCGCUGGAAGGCAGGCUUUGCGGGAGAGCGCGGUCGCAGAUCGGUUGGGUCGCAAGAGUUCUCACUGGUGGUCUUUGCGGGCACGGCAUCCGAUGCGAGCAGUCUCGAGGGGCUAUGUUCUGCCCUGGCUCCGAGGCAGCUGCACGCGCUGAAUGCGGUCAGAUACGACCACCGCUUGUGCGUAGCCCUGAUCCUGAAGCAGCAGAUGAGUGGUCAUCUGGAGGCGCUGUGCCACGGGAAUGCGGAGCUGCUGAUGGAGGGCCCCCUUCGUCUUCUGGCGCGGCAGGAGGUCAAAGGACGCCGAGCCCGAGGCGGCUGUGCGGUCGUCCUUCAUAGCUCGCCAGCCUUCGCAGCGGAAAACCUUCAGUUGGCCAAGAGACAGAACACGCCACCCGCAGUGCUGGGAAGGCAACGCUUGACCGAGCGCUUGGCCGAGCUGUUGAAGAUGCCCGUUGCUCAGCUGGAGGCGGCUGUGCUGGAGAGUAAAGUCGUGCACUGGCGCCAGUGCCAAGUCAAGAGGCCGCUCGCCUCAGACGCGCGGUCUGAGGCCUGCCUCGUGGCCGAGGGAGCGCCGAACCUCAUCCUUGCGGGCGACUACCUGGCCGGGGCCACCGCCGGGUCCUUCGAGGGCUGCCUCGAGUCUGCGGAGGCAGCGGCCGCGGCGGCUGUGGAAGCCUUGUCCCAGGGGCACCGGCCGAGGCGAUGGGGCUACCGGGAGGAGUAUUCCAAGACCUACAGCUUCAUGGCCGAGAGAUCGGAGUGCGAUGGCCAGUGCACGUACUGCCGGCACUCCAACAAUCAGCACAAGUGGGCAGAGAUCCGCACCAAGAUCGGGCACUACGUGUACCGAGAGAACGAAGAGGAUGACUCCUUGCUGGCGCUGGCGGAGCACCGGGAGGUGCAGGAUCUCAUCAACUGGUCCUGGCUGAAGGGAGUGAACUUCGAGUGCAUUUUGGGCAUCAUCGCGCUGAGGCUGCUGUCUUUCGGAUACUCGGACCCGCUGCAGUUCAACGCGGACGACCCUGACUUCGACGUCCUCGACUUCUUGGACACGUUCAACGCCCACUCAGGAGCCCUAGACCUUCUCACUUCCUCCUGGGCAGCACUGCUGGCCGGCGGCUGGCCGGUCUUCAAGCAGGUCCACCUGGUCGGCAAGAAGCUGAUCGACGUGAUGGAUGAUAGGCCCAUGAAGUAUCCGGGGCUGCAGCAACGGCCCAACGAGUGCGACGAGCUCGACAGCGAGGAGGAUCUGAACUACCGUGACGCCUUGCUCUACGCGCACUCGCAGGGCGAGAUGUUGGCGCCCGGGGUCCACCUUCUGGCGCUGCGGCGCGGGUCUGGCUGUCCCGUAGGGAACGCCGUGGCCCUGCUGUCCCUGGCCUUGGACACGGUCCGCACGAGGGGAACCUACCAGGGCUCUCUGAAAGACACGCAGAACAUGGUCUACUCCCUGAUCGUCUCAGCACAGGACACCAUCAAUGCAUGGGUUACGUCCAAGCUAAACUGGUCGCCCUUCUUCGACCUCUUCACCACCAAGUGGCCACUCUGGGAAGUGCUUUCCCAGCUGGCGUGCGUCGACACAACGAGGCCCUGCGUCACCCGAUCCGCGCUGCAGUGCUACGACUUCAUCCACCGACGAGAUGUGCCCUGCCCGCACCGCCGACCGGCCUUCCGGAGCAUCUUUGUCGGCUGCGGCGAGCACGACAUCUGCACUUGGCCUGACUUCAUGGGCACGAUGGAGCCGCAGACUUGGUGCGUGGCGCGCGGCCAGCGGCCCUCCCAACCCAUCAGGCCCUGGCUAGCCGAGAUGAGCCACGACAUGGAGGAGCGAGUGUGCAGCCAGUGCGGGCAAGACGGGGUACUUGCGACUCCGGCAUAUUCCGGCAUCAUGCUUGCAGUCUUCUUGAGCCUCUGCGCCUUGGCAUCCGCCCAGCAGAUUGGAACCCAUGAGCAGGAAGCACAUCCCGAGAUGGCCCUCUGGACCUGUGAUGCUGGAGGUUGCUCUAAGGAGAUGAAGUCCGUAGUGCUCGAUGCGAACUGGCGCUGGCUCCACAACGGCCAGUACACGAACUGCUACAAGGAUGGUGACUGGGACAAGACCUUGUGCCCCGACCCCGUCACAUGCGCCUUGAACUGUCACAUGGAGGGCAACUCGGAGAAGCAGUACAAGAGUACCUAUGGCAUCCAGUCGAUUCAGGAUGGCAUCGAAUUGGACUUUGUAACUACAACCAAGUACGGAUCCAACUAUGGCUCUCGGGUCUACAUGCUGGACGACGAGAACAACUACCAGAUGUUCAAGCUCAAGAACAGGGAGUUCACGCUGACGGCAGACAUGGCGAAGAUGCCCUGUGGCCUGAACGGUGCAGUGUACUUUGUGGAGAUGGAUGCAGAUGGUGGGAAGGCUCGGAGUGGGGGAACCAAUGCAGCCGGAGCCAAGUAUGGCACGGGCUACUGUGAUGCACAGUGCCCUCAUGAUAUGAAGUUCAUGAACGGUAAGGCCAACAUCGUCGGCUGGAAUGCCAGCCACGACCCUCCCAUCGGAUCCUGGGGCAUCUGCUGUGCAGAGAUGGAUAUCUGGGAGGCCAACAGCCGUGCCACCGCCUACACGCCGCACCCUUGCUCCAUCACCGGUCCAUACGUCUGUGAGGGCACCGAGUGCGGUGACAAUUCCGAGGAUGCACGCUACGAUGGUGUCUGCGACAAGGAUGGCUGCGACUACAACCACUACCGCCUUGGUGACAAGGAGUACUAUGGUCGUGGCAACGGCUUCACAGUCAACUCCAAGAAGAAGCUGACUGUUGUCACGCAGUUCAUCACCGAGGGAAACACGGAUGAUGGAGACCUCAUCGACAUUCGACGUUUCUACGUGCAGGAUGGGCGGGUCAUCCCAAACUCCAACAUCUCCAUUGCAGGCAUGGUCGGCGAUUCCGUCACCGAUGCCACCUGUGCGGCAAUGAAGUCAGCCUUCGGAGACAUCAACGACUUCGCUCGGAAGGGUGGCCUGAAGGCUAUGGGGGAAGCCUUGCAGCGAGGCAUGGUGCUUGUGAUGUCACUCUGGGACGACUCAGAUGCCAACAUGCUCUGGCUGGACUCGGACUACCCCCUGGAAAAGGAUCCGAGCCUGCCUGGUGUGAACAGGGGCCCAUGCAGGACCGACACUGGUCUUCCCGCCUACCUUCGCGACAAGUAUCCUCGUGCCCGGGUCCGGUACAGCAAAAUCAAGGUUGGCACUCUUGGCUCAACCUUCCUUGCCGGGGGCGAUGAGGACGAUGACGAAGACGACAUUUAUGGCGACGACAGGAGGCUGAGUGAGGUGCACAUCUAA